CCCACAGCAAACGCAUUUCUACCCGGCGGGACGCCGCCCGCCCUUCUUUAACUGCUUCCCAAGGGGGGAGCAUCCCCUGCCCUCCCCCCGCAGGGGCCGGUGGAGGAGGAGGAGGAGGAGGGGGUAGAUCUCCGAGCCAGCACACGGCGCUGAGUCGCCUCCUUUCUCCGCGCCCCUCCCUCCGGUGGGGGCGGCUCUGAGUGAGGGGCGGGCUCGCCCCAGUCCGAGCCCGGGCUAUCAAUUGACAGGGGUAUUUAUGAAGAACUGGGAUACUCUGGAUGAACAAGGAGUUUGUUCUGCUGACAAAGAUUGUGAAGAUGCUUAUAGAGUUUGUCAGAAACUGGAUAUCCCUUUUCAUCAAGUUUCCUAUGUCAAGGAGUACUGGAAUGAAGUUUUCAGUUACCUUUUAAAUGAGUAUGAAUUGGGAAGAACUCCUAAUCCUGACAUAAUGUGCAACAAGCAUAUCAAAUUCAAUUAUUUUCUCCAUUAUGCUCUGGAUAACCUUGGAGCGAAUGCCAUUGCAACUGGACAUUAUGCAAGGACUUCACUGGAAGAUGAAGAAAUUUUCCAACAGAGACCUAUUAAAAUACCACAAGGGCUUUUCAGAAACCGAUUUGAAGUUAGAAAUGCUGUAAAACUCCUUAAAGGCGCUGACCACUUGAAAGACCAGACCUUCUUCCUCAGUCAGAUUUCACAAGAUGCUUUGAGGAGAACCAUUUUUCCUUUAGGAGGAUUGACAAAAGAUUUUGUAAAGAAGAUAGCAGCAGAACAUGGAUUUCAUCAUGUACUAAAGAGAAAAGAGAGUAUGGGAAUCUGUUUCAUUGGUGAAAGAAAUUUUGAAAACUUCAUUCUUGAGUAUUUAGAACCUCGUCCAGGUAACUUUGUUUCCAUUGAAGAUAACAAGGUGAUGGGAACACACAAAGGUUGUUUCCUGUAUACAGUAGGCCAGAGGGCCAAGCUAAGCGGCCUCAGUGAAGCUUGGUUUGUUGUUGAGAAAGAUACAACCUCAGGAGAUAUCUUUGUGGCACCAUCUACAGAUCACCCUGCACUGUAUAGAGACCUACUGCGGACAAACCGUGUGCACUGGAUUGCAGAGGAACCUCCUGCUGAGCUAAUUAGAGACAAAAUGAUGGAGUGUACUUUCAGGUUUCAGCAUCAGAUGGCACUAGUGCCUUGCACGUUAACUCUAAACCAAGAUGGGACAGUGUGGGUGACACUAGUCAAGCCAAUAAGAGCUCUUACACCAGGGCAAUUUGCUGUGUUCUACAAGGGUGACGAGUGCCUUGGCAGUGGAAAAAUCGUGAGGCUGGGCCCAUCAGUGUACACCUUACAAAAGGGCAAAAGCAGAGAGCAGGAUUCAAGGCAUGUGUUAACAGAGGAGACCAAGAAAUUAGAACCAGCAACGUAACUCUUGCAUUUUUCUUGAUUGAAAGACUUUGGGGAAACUGGAGCCUUAAAAAUAAUGAGCAACACCACACACAAAACACGUAUUCUCUGAGAAACUAUAAUUUUUAAUGGGUGAAUUAUGACAGUCCUGUCAUUGUAUUUGAUGGUACCUGAGAGGGUUUUUGAACAAAAAACAGUUUUGAUAUGGCUUCGUUAAAAUAGGUCAGUAAGAACUUCAAAUAAGUAACAGAAACAUAGUAUAUAAAAAGAUGGGAAUGACUAGAUGAGACGCAUCCUGGCAGUUUCAAGAUCAGCACUUUCAUGUUUUCAGAACUGAGUUAACUGUAAACCAAGUAUUUAAAGUCAGUCUUUCUAAUAUAAAUACACUGUUUAUGUACUACUCUGUUCUAUAAAUUUAUGAAAGUCUCUACACCUUGAAAAAGCUGCUUUUCCUCUUUGUUUCUUGUGCCGUGAUAUCACCCUUGUGGUAGAGAAUCAUUAUUAAUGAAUUUUCAAUAUGUAAUAAAACAAUUAAUUUCCUAAAAUUGCUCUGUUACAGCAUCAGCAUAUAAAAUUAUUUUAAUUUUAAAAAUGCCUGAAACACUAAACUUCUUUUUUAGGCACAACUGAAAGUAUUUUUUAAAAGCUGUCUUUCGUUAAAAUGCAUACAUGAUUUUUGUUAAAUUUGUGUGCAUGUGGACUUUGAGAGAAGGAUGUGUUAUCUCUUCAUGCAAACUGCUGAAGUUGAAUAUAACUGUGAGCAACAGGUAUUUAUUUAUCACUUGCAAUAAAUUUUACAACAUGUAUUUUACACUUGUUUGAAUCUUAUGCUGCUAGUAGUUAUGAUUUAAGUUUUACCAUCAUUCAGAUUUUGAAAUCUAGUGAUUUGAAAGUAAAUGUGUUGAUACAUCUAAUAAUCUCUUAUAAAACUGAGUAAUGGUAUGCCAUUUUACUGUAGUUUAAAUAAUUUUGUAAACUAAUCAGGGCAGGGACUGUGGACUUGGAGUAUAGAGAAUGCAUUGUCGGUGUAAAUAAAACCAAAUUCAUAUUUGCUUGUUUGUUAUAUUAAAGCUUGUUAUACUGGUAACUUUUGGGGAGGGAAGGCUGGCAUUGUGGAAAUAGACUAGAUACUAAAUCAAUGUGGUGUGAUACUAUAUGGGAGGUGUCAGGGUCCCUCCCUCCUCUCCCCCCACUCUGGGCUCCAGAUGUGGGGACCCACAUGAAAGAUCCCCUAAGCUUAUAUUCUACUAGCUUUGGUUAAAACUUCACCCAGUACAAAUUCCUUUCCUUGUCCUUUCACGGUAUUGCUGCCACCACCAAGUGAUUUACACAAAAAUUCAGGAAAGGGUCACUUGGAAUCCCUAUCCCCACAAAAUAUCCCCCCAAGUCCCUUCACCCCCUUUCCUGAGGAGGCUUGAGAAUAAUAUACCAACCAAUUUGCCUUAGCAAUGUGAGCACAGACCAGACCCUUUGUCUUCAGGACACUGAAAUCAAUCAGGUUCUUAAAAGAAGAACUUUAUUUAUAAAGAAAAAAAUAAAAAUCACCUGCAAAAUCAGGCUGGAAGGUAACUUUACAGGGUUAUAAAAAGAUUUAAAACACAGAGGAUUCCCCUUUGGGCUCAGCUUCACAGUUACAAAAACAGAAAUAAAACUACCUCUGUAGUAUAGGAAAAUUCACAAGCCAAAACAAAAGAUAACCUAAUGCAUUUCCUUGCCCUACUUACAAUUUCUGUGCUUUUAGAUGGAUUAUUCCAGGUAUAUUUUCAGGAGAUAUUGUACCUGCUUGGCUUCUCCCUCCAUCCAGAGAGGGAACAACAAACAAAUCCUCCCUGCCCAAGAUUUGAAAGUAUCUUCUUUCCUCAUUGGUCCUUCUGGUCAGGUGCCAGCUAGGUUAUUUGAACUGCUUACCCCCUUAACAGUUAAAGUAAUCCAGUACAGCUGCCAAGGAGGGAUUUUAUGCGACUGCAUACAUAAAGGUUGCUACCUUUCCCCCUAUAUUUAUGACAGGAGGAUAUUAUGAAAUGCGUUUAUUAUUUAAAACAAAAAAACCUCCCAAGACUUUUGAUACUGUGAAUUGGAGUAUGCAUCCUGAAGACCUCCUCAGAUGGCUUUAUAGCUCCUUUAUUACAAGUCUUAACAAAAGCCAAGUCCUGUCGUUAACAUUACUGUAUAAAUUAACUAUCAUUAACACAGCUGCACAGAAGUAAGACUUUUUUUCAAAUGGCUGUAGAAGUCUGAUAGGUGUAGAAUUCUGUCUUUAUUCAGUUAAGGAGAGAGUCUAGAAAGCUGUACCACAAAUAGAUUUCAUCAAAUGUAAAAGUUAAUUACAUGUAACCAUAUUGUCUCCCCUCUCCUACACACACCUCCCUUUCUAUAUCCUGAUUGCCAGUUUAAGAGCUGUUAUUCUCUACUCAGAGUAACAAAGGAACAUAAAGUUCUGUCUUUUUCUCCAAAGAGGGGAGAUAAAUGAACAGAAAACUCGCCUUGUAACUCCUAUUUGCCAGUUUGUAGAUUUGCUGAGGACACUUGUGUGAAGCAAACAAAUUGCCCUUCCUGUAAGAAAUCUGUACCAUUUGUCAGAAAUAUCAGUUGUCCUGUAUGGGGAAAAAAACCCAAAAAAUACAGCCACUUAUGAUCGGUGUGUAAGGCACAUCAGGAUAAGUUCAAUGGGGGAAAGUGUUUUUCUUUGGCUAUCCAGAUAAGAAUGUAUUAUAAGGUUUUCUUUUGAUUUUGUGGCUGUGUUAUUCCUCCUUACAGCUGUUCAUUCCUAUUAUUUUGAUGAUGUUAUUCCAGUAAUGAAUCCAGGUAAUGAUUUUUAUGGUUUUUCUUCAUCUUAACCGCUUCAUUCCUGAAAUCAUAACUCUGCAAAAUAUGGAACUACUAUAAAGAGGCUAAUGGUCCAUUUUUUUUCUAAUUUGAUUUAUCCAGUAAAUGUGAAAUACACAGUAAAAUCUAUUUUUAUUAA
Molecule: messenger RNA, 4351 nt
Organism: Dermochelys coriacea (leatherback sea turtle)
Lineage: Eukaryota; Metazoa; Chordata; Testudines; Dermochelyidae
Gene: TRMU
Product: tRNA mitochondrial 2-thiouridylase
Exons: 11
Coding region: 257-1408 (383 amino acids)
Biological process (GO): tRNA wobble position uridine thiolation
Cellular component (GO): mitochondrion
Molecular function (GO): sulfurtransferase activity
Source: RefSeq, a predicted model, not a curated record